AUGGACCGAUUUCAGCAUGUAGAGGGGUUUCCUGCAAUUAGGGAGUUCCACGUGAUCUCGACUGUGCAAACAGAACGAGGGGAAUGUCCCCUCCUCAAUCUCCCUGGCGAACUGCGGAACCGAAUCUAUGAUCAUGUUCUGGACGAGAAUAAGUUCAGAGUGUUGCGCAAGCCGAAAAUCCUUAAGUCUAAAGACCACAUCUUCAAGACGAGCCUUUGGAGCUCACCGGGCCUUGGCCUGACGCAAGUGUGUCGCAGCAUCCGCUCGGAGUUCCUGCCAUCAUAUAGGGCUGUGACACUGGGCAAUGUGGUGCCGCAAGAGCUCUACGAAUACAUCGACACCUUUCUUAGGGAGCCAGGCAAGAAGAAUGAGGAAGUUAUCGGCUCUGUCAUCAUUGACUUUUGGGCGAACAUCUCCUCGUCUCUCGAUAUCAAGCCCCUACUGCGCCUUCUAAGAAGGGCGACAAACCUUCAUGUCGGCACAUACGACAUCAUUCAGCCGGAAGGCUUUGUAGUUGCCGGCCGCACUCCGGUGCCAGAUGUUCAGGACAUCUUGACUAGCCUCUACGACGUCGUCGACCUAGAAGCGUUCUACAAUUACGUCGAAAGAGCGAUUAUUGCGCUUGAAGUGGAGUCCGACGAGACGAAAGGCGUUGAGAUCGUCUUCGAGCUUGGCGCGGACUACUGGGAGGAGUGGAUGGGCGUGUGGAGUAAGCCUGACCAUGACCCCAGCUAUCGCAUUCCAUUGGAGCUAGGAGACAAGGUUGUGCAGUGGGGAAGGGGAUGCGGGAUGGAGCUUGACCGAGCUGCGGGAAGUCAUUUGACUGUAAACUUUCGCCGUGGACUGCAGGCACUGCCAGCGCCUGUUGGUUGA
Molecule: messenger RNA, 873 nt
Organism: Didymosphaeria variabile
Lineage: Eukaryota; Fungi; Ascomycota; Dothideomycetes; Pleosporales; Didymosphaeriaceae
Exons: 2
Coding region: 1-873 (290 amino acids)
Molecular function (GO): protein binding
Source: RefSeq, a predicted model, not a curated record